AUCAAAUUGCGAAAGGAAUUGGUUGCCUAUCGAGAGAGGAUAGCCAGGCACAUGAGAAAUCGGAUCAAAUGGAUCACCGGCAAAGAUCUAGAAGCUGAAGAAGACGACAAGAAGGAUGAUUCGAAGGACGAUUCGACGCGAGUAAGAACCAGACCAAGAGCUCGGGAUAGGACACCAGAGCAUCGCAAUCCUUUUCGCUGUCUGCAGUGGGAGAACACAAUGGCUCUGGACGAGCUGGGUCACCUGCACAGCGAGCCGCCUCCACCCCCGCGAUCCAGGAAGCAGACGAAGAAGCGAGAAGCUAUGGCCGAGCCGGCGUCAAGACCAGCCACGAAGACUCGUCGCAAGUAAUGGGACACGGGUUGCGUUGUAUCUCGCAAGUUUGAAUAUUGUUUUUUGGGAGAUGGAUCGUUCCACAGAUGGGCAGCGAGCACCCAAAUGUAUAUCUAAGUUGCCAAGUUGGCUCCUGGUUUAUGAGCGGCGGAUUUCGAUAUCUCUGCUACCAUGGAGCGUUUCCGGAUAUAGCGCAUCAUAACGACUGGUUAGAUGGACUUUGUAUUAGAAUUAGACAGGAGUUGGGAACUGAUAUGAGAGAGACGAGAAGAAAAGGCAUUUUUGUGUUUGGUUUUGUAUAUUUUCUCCAUUCCCUUCCGUUGUUUACAUGUUGCAGGUAUGUUGCAAGGGAGACUUGUGUAUAUAGCCCAUUGAAAACUUUAGUGCUGUUACAAUCGAAAAGCUCAAUUGGGAACAGCUCUGCUAAAUGAAGAGGGAUUUUGUA
Messenger RNA from Trichoderma atroviride IMI 206040, 778 nucleotides. The record is from RefSeq and is a predicted model, not a curated record. NCBI's taxonomy places the organism in Eukaryota, Fungi, Ascomycota, Sordariomycetes, Hypocreales, Hypocreaceae.